Molecule: messenger RNA, 3194 nt
Organism: Astyanax mexicanus (Mexican tetra)
Lineage: Eukaryota; Metazoa; Chordata; Actinopteri; Characiformes; Acestrorhamphidae
Gene: utp25
Product: UTP25 small subunit processor component
Exons: 13
Coding region: 60-2420 (786 amino acids)
Biological process (GO): maturation of SSU-rRNA from tricistronic rRNA transcript (SSU-rRNA, 5.8S rRNA, LSU-rRNA)
Cellular component (GO): nucleolus; small-subunit processome
Molecular function (GO): rRNA binding; U3 snoRNA binding
Source: RefSeq, a predicted model, not a curated record
AGCUGCGGGUAAAAGGUAAACACAGCAGCGCUCGAGCUGGGAAACACGUGUUUAGUAAAAUGGGGAAAAGGAGGCAGAAACAGCAGGAUUUAUGGAGUCUGAGUAAAAAACAGAAGAAGCACCUGAAGGAGUUCGGAGAGGAGCAUCCGUUCCAUGAUGAUGUUCCUGACAGACGAGAAAGAACACAGAUUGUUCGUUUGCCCAACAAUCCUGAACACUCAGGCUCUGAGAGUGAUGAAGAUAUCGACGAAGAAGGAGUAGAAGAAGAAGAGAAACCCUCUGCAUAUCAACAGCUGCUGUCAACUAUGAACCGCAAAGCUGAUGAUAACAGUGAGGAAGAGGAGAGUGAGGAAGAUGAUGAGGAUGAUGAAGAUGGUGUAGAAGAAGAAAUGGUCAAUCCAGAUGAAGUAGAUGAUGAUGAUGAUGAUGAUGAUGAUGAUGCUGAAGAGGAGGAUGCAGAAGACAGUGAUGAGGAUAAUGAGGAGGAAGAAGAGGAGGAUGGAGAAGAAGUUGAGGAGGAUGAGGAGGAGAAUGGAGUAAAUGAUGAAGAUGAAAAUGCCUCCAAAGAAGAGCCAGCUGUGGCUGGAGAGAAGAAAGGAGAGGAGAAGGGGGACGGAGAGGAAGAGCUGGAAGGAGAGUUUAUAGACAAAUCUAAUGAAGAAGACUUUUGUCUGGAGUCCAACCUGCCUGCAGAGGAAGAACAGAAUGAGGAGAAGAGUGAUGGCAGCACAGGGGAAGAUGCAUUUCUGAAGCACCAGGAGACAGAGCUGAGUGAUGAGCAGGUGAAGAGAAUCUCUGAGGGCUCUAAGAUCAGGACUCAGGUUAAGUGGUCCAGACUGGGUGUGCUGCAGUGCUCGUACCCUCUGGAGUGUUUUCCCCCCAUCAGCCAGGCUUCCUCUCUCCCCCUCCCUCACUUCCACAAAGCCUUGGAGCCAAACUGGCGCUCCCUCAACCAGCCUGAGGGAGGCGCUGCGUUGGACCUCACAGAGCUGCAGCAGGAGCUGCUGAGACUCAUGGGAUCAUACAGGGAUGUUUAUUACCCAGAAUGCUCUCCGCUAGUGGAGGGUCCGGAGGUCCGGCGGGCGUACUGUCUCCACGCCCUUAACCACGUGCUGAAGGCCAACUCCCAGGUUCUUGCUCAUAAUGCCCGGCUGAAGGAGGCUAAGGGGGGGGAGGAGGAGGAUUUCAGAGACCAGGGGCUCACCAGACCCAAGGUGCUGAUCCUGGUGCCGUUUCGGGACGGAGCUCUGCGGGUGGUGCAGACCUUCAUCAGUCUGCUGGAGCACGAAGGGAAGAAGAUGGAAGUCAGUAAUAAGAAGAGAUUUAAAGAUGAGUACGGAGAGGAUCCCAACGACAGGCCCACAAACCUGCACCGGCCAGACGAUUACAACGCUGUGUUCUCAGGAAAUGUGGACGAUCACUUCAGGAUAGGUGUGUCCAUCAUGAAGCGCAGCAUGCGCCUCUACUCUCCGUUCUACUCCUCCGACAUCAUCGUCGCGUCUCCGCUGGGUUUGCGGACGCUGCUGGGCGUGGAGGGAGAAGCUCAGAGAGACUUCGACUUCCUGUCCUCCAUCGAGAUGCUGGUGCUGGACCAGACCGAUGUGUUCCUCAUGCAGAACUGGGAGCAUGUGAUGCACGCAGUGAAGCACAUGAACCUGCAGCCACGGGACUCUCACGGCGUGGACUUCUCCCGGGUGCGGAUGAGGAAUCUGAACAACUGGGCUCAAUAUUACAGACAGACGCUGAUAUUCAGUGCCAUCCCGGAGCCGCAGAUCAACAACAUCCUCACCAAACACUGCCAUAACUACGCAGGACAGGUAGCUAUUAAGAACCUCCCUAAGAUAGGCUCCAUCUGCCAGGUGCUGGUGCAGCUCCCACACGUGUUCCAGAUGUUUCGGGCUGACACCUUCAUGGAUCAGGACAUCAGGUUCCAGUUCUUUGUGGAGAAGGUGCUGCCGCAGUACAGAGACUCCGUCAUGUCCCACACGCUGAUCUACGUGCCGAGCUAUUUUGACUUUGUGCGUUUGAGGAACUACCUGAAGAAGGAGGACGUGAGCUUCUGCAGCAUCAGCGAGUAUUCCAAGCGCUCGGAGGUUUCCCGAGCUCGACAUCACUUCCUCACAGGAGAGAAACAGAUCCUGCUCUUCUCCGAGAGAUUCCACUUCUACAAGAGAUACACCAUAAAAGGAAUUCAAAACCUGAUAUUUUAUGCUCUGCCCACCUACGCCCACUUCUACAGUGAGGUGUGUAACAUGCUGCAGUCCAGCACCGGCUCCUCCUCUCUCACCUGCACAGCCCUGUACUCCCGCUACGACACACACAGACUGGCAGCCAUCACUGGAGCCGAGCGCACCGCCCAGAUGAUCCGCUCCAACAAAUCCGUUCAUCUGUUCGUCACAGGAGAGGAGAAGAGUGCGUGAAAAGAGAGAGAGAGAGAGAGACCUCAGGACAGACUGUAUGAAGAACAAGCACUGACCAAAACAUAGCCUAUACAGCUCUGGAACAAAAUUAAGAGACCACUUCAGUUUCUGAAUCAGUUUCUCUGAUUUUGCUAUUUAUAGGUAUAUGUUGAAGUAAAAUAAACAUCAUUGCUUUAUUCUAUAAACUACGGACAACAUUUCUCCCAAAUUCCACAUAAAAAUAUUGUCAUUUAAAGAAUUUAUUUGGAGAAAAUGCAAAAAAAAACGAAUUCAGAAUAUCAAUAUUUGGUGGAAUAACCCUGGCAUGUUCUCCUCCACCAGUCUUACGCACUGAUUUUGGAUAACUUAAUUCAAGCAGUCCAGCUUGGUUUGAUGGCCUCUUCCUCUUGAUUAUAUUACAGAGGUUUUCAAUUUGGUAAAAUCAAAGAAACUUAUCAUUUAUUUUUUUCCAGAUCUGUAUGUUUUCUGUUGCCUUAUUUUGUUUGCGAGCUUUGUUAUAUCUGGAAAUAACACUGAUUGUCCAUUUUUAUGGCUUCUGUCGCUGAAUUCAGAAAUACUGGUAAAUUAAACCCAGUAAUGAGAGAUGCAGGGGUGCACCUCCUGUUUGGACAGAAUAUGGACAUUAGUUAGAUUGGCCUUCACAAGUGUUAAUGGCCUAAUACUGGUCUACUGGUUGGACUGCUGUGCUACAGGAGGGCCCCAUACAGUAAGAAUUAUUACAUUAAAAUGUGAUGUUUUUUACAGAUCUUUUAUAUAAAGUUUACACUCAAUUUA